Corythoichthys intestinalis (scribbled pipefish) is the source of this 421-nucleotide messenger RNA. Its product is annotated as THAP domain-containing protein 1-like. The coding region runs from base 49 to 309 and encodes 86 amino acids. The record is from RefSeq and is a predicted model, not a curated record. The transcript has 3 exons. NCBI's taxonomy places the organism in Eukaryota, Metazoa, Chordata, Actinopteri, Syngnathiformes, Syngnathidae.
UCUUCCUAUUAUUGCACGUUUUACUGCUCGUCAACAUUAAUACUCAAAAUGGUGAAGUCGUGUGUGGCGGUCGGUUGCAAAAACCGAGAAGAUAGACGGAGAGACUUGAAUUUUUACCGUAUUCCAAGAGACUCGAAGAGGAGGCCGCGAUUGACUGCUGCAAUUCGACGAGAAAAUUGGGCUCCAAACGACUACCACAGAUUAUGUAGUAGUCAUUUUAUAUCUGGUGCCGUGUCGCACUACGGUUGGAAGGGGGCAAUGGACAUCAUAGAAGUGGAAAACGCUGUUAGGCAAGCGAAGAAAACUUGAUGUGCCCACAACCACACUUACUGUACGUUGAUUGACAAACAGGUAUCUCGAGACUACGCGCAUUUUACUUUUUACUUACAUGCUGCCUGAAGUUGUGGAUGACUGAUGGAAG